AUGGAAACCCCAGAUUCAAAAACCACAACAUCACCACCACCACAACAAGAACCAGACCUCAAAAAGCCCAAAAUGUCCACUACAACCUCUGACGAUGAAGAUGCUGCCACCACAACCCCUGGUGGCGACACAACCACAAAAAAACAGAGAUACAAGCGCCGCAAAAUCGCAAUAUUCUUCGCCUAUUGCGGCGUUGGCUAUCAAGGUAUGCAGAAAAACCCAGGUGCCAAAACCAUAGAAGGGGACCUCGAAGAAGCCCUAUUUCACGCCGGUGCUGUCCCUGAACAGGACCGUGGCAUACCCAAGCGUUAUGACUGGGCCCGCUCGGCUCGCACUGAUAAGGGCGUGAGUGCUGUGGGCCAGGUUGUCUCGGGCCGGUUCUACAUCGACCCGCCUGGACUUGUGGAACGCUUGCAAUCAAAUCUUUCUCCUCAGUUUAGGAUAUUUGGAUACAAGAGAGUGACGGGAUCGUUUAAUGCUAAGAAAUUUUGUGACCGUAGGAGGUAUGUGUAUUUGAUUCCAGUUUUUGCUCUUGAUCCCUGUUCGCAUCCUGAUAGGGAGAGUGUUUUAGCUAGUUUAGGGUCUGAUAGCGAGCUUGUUAAGUGUUUGGAGUGUUCAGAGAGAGGGCGUAAGGUUGUUGGUGCUGUGGGUAAGCGCGGCUUUGAAUCGAAAUCUGAUGUUUCUCAAACAGACAUUUCGUCUAAUGAUAAAGAUGGUCUUGUAAAAUCUGAAAUUAAAGAGGAGAUUAGUGUGCUUAUGUGUAAUGGUGAUGGGGAUAAUAGGAAUCGUGAAUCUGUUACUGAAACUAAGGUCUUGGAAAAUGAUGGUAAUGAAACAAAAUCUGCAAUGCCCGAGUUGGGCAUUUCUACAAACAGUGAAGAUGCUGAUGCCAAUCCUGAAAUUAAAGAUGAGAUAAUGGUUUCCGUGGAGAAUGGUGAUGAUAAUAAUACAAAAUCAGAAGAGGAGUUGAUUAAGAGAAGUGGGUUUUGUUAUGGAGAGAAGGAGAAGGAGAGGUUCAAUCGAAUAUUGAAUUAUUACGUGGGGAGUCAUAACUUUCACAAUUUUACUACUAGAACUAAGGCUCAAGACCCCUCUGCUCAGCGCUACAUUAUUUCGUUUGAAGCUAAGACCACAGUCACUGUUGAAGGCAUUGAGUUUGUGAAGUGUGAGGUUAUAGGGCAGAGUUUCAUGCUUCAUCAGAUACGGAAGAUGAUUGGGGUUGCUGUGGCAAUUAUGAGGAACUGUGCACCUGAGUCGUUGAUAGAAACUGCUCUACAAAAGGAUGUUAACAUCAAUGUGCCUACGGCUCCUGAGGUUGGAUUAUACUUGGACGAGUGUUUUUUCACAUCAUAUAACCAGAAGUGGAAAGACAGCCAUGAAGAACUUUCUAUGAAAGGUUACGAAGAAGAGGCAGAGGACUUCAAAAUGAAGCACAUAUACUCACACAUUGCGACAACAGAACACAAAGAAGGAUCAGUGGCUCUGUGGUUGCAUUCUCUCAAUCACCGAAACUACCCUGAUCUUGGCGUUUGCAACAAUGGAGAUAAUAACAAUAGUGAAGAUAAUAAUGCCAAGGAAAGCACUGAAGUUGAAAACAUGGCCGAGGGUACAACUUUGUGA
Molecule: messenger RNA, 1620 nt
Organism: Dovyalis caffra
Lineage: Eukaryota; Viridiplantae; Streptophyta; Magnoliopsida; Malpighiales; Salicaceae
Source: the annotation of a GenBank genome assembly